Molecule: messenger RNA, 974 nt
Organism: Phodopus roborovskii (desert hamster)
Lineage: Eukaryota; Metazoa; Chordata; Mammalia; Rodentia; Cricetidae
Gene: Ereg
Product: epiregulin
Exons: 6
Coding region: 1-762 (253 amino acids)
Biological process (GO): positive regulation of cell population proliferation; epidermal growth factor receptor signaling pathway; positive regulation of mitotic nuclear division
Source: RefSeq, a predicted model, not a curated record
AUGGGGUUAACAGUUUUGGGUAUUCAGGAAUAUACUUAUUACUAUAUCAUUAUGGAGACAUUCAAUCAAGAGGUGCUGAAUCAAAAGGUCGCAGUGCUGGAGAUUGAGCUCACUCCUCUGGCAGCGCAGAGUCACAGCCACUUGGUCGGCUCCAGUCUCUGGAUCAGCCCUGCUCCAGCUCAGCCACAGGCUCCCGGCUCCUGCCAGUCACCUGGCACUCUGCAAGCUGCACAUAGAGAGGAUGGAGAAGCUCUCUGCCGCUCAGGUCCUGGCGCUGCUCUGCCUGGUGCUAAUUAUGUAUUUUAUCUUGUAUUACUAGGUUUCCACCUUCUACAAGGGGCUAUCAGCACAACCGUGAUUCCAUCAUGCAUCCCAGGAGACACCGAAGACAAUUGCACGGCUUUAGUUCAGAUGGAAGACAAUCCCCGUGUGGCCCAAGUGUCAAUUACUAAGUGUAGCUCUGACAUGAAUGGCUAUUGCUUGCAUGGACAGUGCAUCUACCUGGUGGACAUGAGUGAUAAUUACUGCAGAUGUGAUGUGGGCUACACUGGUGUCCGGUGUGAACACUUCUUUCUAACUGUUCACAAACCCUUGAGCAAAGAAUAUGUUGCACUGACCAUGAUAGUUAUUCUCCUGUUCCUUGUCAUAAUCGCUGGAUCCAUAUACUAUUUCUGCAGAUGGUACAAAUAUAGAAAAAGUAAGAAAUCAAAGAAGGAAUAUGAGAGAGUGACCUUUGGAGACCCAGCAGUGCCACAAGUCUGAACAUCAUCACCAAAUUAUGAACUGGGAUGCAUAGAAUGCCUGGUUAAUGUUAAUUUUCAUUUUAUUAAUAAUAUUUAUGGUGGGUCAUGUGUUAGGUCAACAACUGUAUAUUUUUAAUACACUUGGAAAGUUUUAUUUUUUGACAGACUAUUUGCUAAUAUAUUAUAUGUAAACUAUUUAAUAUCAAAAGAAAGUUGAUAUUUUUGUAAGAA